AUGUCAACUGUUCCUAGUCUUAGCUUUUUGACCAGCAACAAACGCAAACCAAUCUUAAUAUGUGAUGGAUUCAUUUUUCAAUUAAACCGUACGCGACCAAAGUUGAAGUACUGGCGAUGCAAAGAUCGAACUUGUUCAGCUUACAUUCAUACAAAUCACAAGAAUCAAUAUGUUGGAAAAUCCGGUGAUCAUAAUGUUCAUUUACUAGUGCCUGAACAAGUUGAAGUUGCAAUGUUUAAAGAGAAGGUGAAAGAACGAGUUGUGAAAGAAACAACGGCGAUCGGAAAGAUUUACGACAAGGAAAUGGCUUCUCUUAAUCUGAGUGAUGGUGCUCUUGGUUUAAUUCCUUUGGCUGACGAAGCAAAAGCAUCGCUUAAUCGUUUACGACGACAAACAACACCACCAUUACCAACAUCAUCUUGUUUCGAUGUUCCCGAUGCCUAUUCAACGACAACCAGUGGUGCACAAUUUUUAUUCAGUGACACAGUUGUUCGAAAGAAGCGGAUGAUGUUGUUUGCAACAGAUGAGCAAUUGCGUAUGCUUUUUUCAGCAAAAACCAUUAUGAUCGAUGGAACAUUUUCGGCAUCUGUACCACACUUCAAUCAAGUGUUUUCGUUGCAUUGCAUCAAGUAUGGAUACAAUUUUCCAUGUGUUAUCGGUUUGUUGCCUGGUCGAACUGCUUCAAUAUACAAGCAGGUCUUCGAGGUAUUGGAUGCAGCAGCUCAACGGCUUAAUUGCAAAUUUAAUCCUAACAAAAUCAUGUCCGAUUUCGAGCAAGCUCUCAUCAAGACAAUUGUUUCAUAUUUUCCGAACGCGAAACAUUCUGGAUGUUUCUUCCACUACACACAGUGCUUGAAUCGUCGUAUUCAAACACUGGGAUUAAGCAGGUUUUACAACAACGAUGAAGAAAUACGCUCGUUGUGUAGACAUUUGAUGGCUUUACCACUAAUGCCACUUGAAGAUGUUCAACGAGCUUUUGAAACACUUAGUGAAGAAGCUCCAGUGGAAUUGCAACCAUUUUUUGAAUAUUUUGAGGAUUGGUGGAUGAAGAAGGUACCGUUUCGUCUUUGGAAUGUAUCGAAUUUAAAAGUAAAAACUAACAAUAAUGUUGAAUCUUGGCAUAGUCGAUUCAACAAAAGAAUCGAAAAAAACCAUCCUAAUUUUUGGUCCUUUGUGAAUACAUUGAAGCAAGAAGAAGUUCAUUUUAGACAACAGUUAAUUCAUGGCAAUUCUAAGUUAAAAAAAGGCGUCAAAGAAAACAUGCACCAUGCAGGAUAA
Molecule: messenger RNA, 1278 nt
Organism: Rotaria socialis
Lineage: Eukaryota; Metazoa; Rotifera; Eurotatoria; Philodinida; Philodinidae
Source: the annotation of a GenBank genome assembly